AUGGCGAUUUUUCUUAUGAAACACUUGUCCGAGAUUUUGAUUAAUAUUGGUGCGUCAGGUCUUAGAGGAAUAGAAUAUUUAAUUGAACAUCAAACCGAAUUUUUGCAUCAAAAUCCAACUGGUAUUCUUGAAACUAUUUAUCAAUAUGAAACAUUUACGGAUUUAUGGAAUUUUUGUCUUGAAAAAAUUUGUGAAGAACCUAAAAUUUUAUUUAAUUCAGAUAAAUUUACUGAUUUAAAGGCUCCAUUAUUGGAAAUGUUGAUUAAACGAGAUAAUUUAAAUAUGGAGGAAAUUGAGAUUUGGGAAGGUUUAUUGAAAUGGUGUUUUGCUCAGCAAAAUAUGUUAAAUGAUCCUACCAAAUGGAGUAAAGAUGAUGCUAUAAAAAUUGAGAGAUCAUUACACAGAUUUAUUCCUUUAAUUAGAUUCUAUGAUAUUAACCCUGCAGAUUUCUUUUAUAAAGUUUAUUGUUAUAAAGAAAUAUUGCCUCAAGAUUUAAUUCAUAAUCUUUUAGAAUUUCAUAUAGUCCCUAAUAUAAAACCUAAAACUAAUGUAGCACCUUCAAGAAAGCCAAACUUAAAAUUUAAACUUGAUUCAACCUUAAUUGAAUCAAAUCAUAUCCCACUGUUUGCUUCAUGGAUUGAUAGAAAAGAUUUUUAUAAAAAAAAUGAUAUUCCUUAUGGAUUUAAGUUAAUAUAUUGUUCAAGUAGAGAUGGAUUUGAUGCUGCAUCAUUUCAUAGAAAUUGUGACAAUAAAGGAGCUACAAUUUGGAUAGCAAAAAUUCAAGGUACAACACAAUUAAUUGGAGGAUAUAAUCCACUUGAUUGGGAUGGAAAUGGUGUUUGGAAAAACACUACAGAUAGUUUUCUGUUUAAUAAUAUUAUAGAUGGAAAAAGUAUUUCUACUGCAAAACUAAGUUAUGUUAAUGACAACAAUGCAAGUUGUGCUAUUUAUUGCGAGAGUAAUCAAGGACCACACAUGGGCAAUUUCUAUUGUAACGGUACCGACAACUGGACAUUUUAUCAUUCUGAUAUUAGUGAUGCUAAUUUUGCUUAUCCUAAAAUAGGAAUUCCAGAAAGUUUUAAGGUGGAAAAAUAUGAAGUAUUUCAAGUAAUUAAAAAAUAA
This is a messenger RNA of Rhizophagus irregularis DAOM 181602=DAOM 197198, 1122 nucleotides long. NCBI's taxonomy places the organism in Eukaryota, Fungi, Glomeromycota, Glomeromycetes, Glomerales, Glomeraceae. The record is from RefSeq and is a predicted model, not a curated record.